Molecule: messenger RNA, 3404 nt
Organism: Ylistrum balloti
Lineage: Eukaryota; Metazoa; Mollusca; Bivalvia; Pectinida; Pectinidae
Exons: 6
Coding region: 79-798 (239 amino acids)
Biological process (GO): vesicle fusion; exocytosis
Cellular component (GO): SNARE complex; membrane
Molecular function (GO): SNAP receptor activity; SNARE binding
Source: RefSeq, a predicted model, not a curated record
CUUUUUCCGGUACUGAAAACUUAUCAGCUGGUGCUGUCUGGACUACCAAAACAUUUUUACGUUCAUCGUUGACACAAGAUGACCAUUGUAUACAGUUGUGUGGCCAAUGGCACUACUGUGCUGUGUAGUCACCAGAUAGGGGCAGGUUCUUUUGAGACGGUUGUGGAGUCCAUACUCCGAAACAUCCCCACACGUAAUGAUGGCAAAACAACCUACAGUUCUGACAGUUAUAUGUUCCACUGUGAAAUAGCCAAUGGUAUCAUUUUCCUGUGUGCAGCGAAGGCAGACUUCGGAAAGAAACAACCUUAUGCAUUUUUAGCUGAGAUCAAGAGAAAGUUUCAGAGUGGGACAAUGGCAAUGCGUGCCGUGACUCCAAGGUCACAUGAACUGGAUGGAGAGUUUGGUAUGGUUCUUGGUCAGAACAUGGAAAAGUUCUCAAAACCAGCCAACGACAACUUGUCCAUACUGAGGUCACAGGUUGACGAGGUCAAGGAUGUCAUGACACAAAACAUAGAGAAAGUUUUAGAAAGAGGAGAGCGACUGGAUGACCUGGUGGACAAGACUACUGAACUUGAAGCCAGUGCACAAACAUUCCAAAAAACAGCUACAAAGUUGAGACGCAAGUUUUGGUGGAAGAACACGAAGAUGAUGCUGAUUUUAGCGGUGGUGAUACUGGUUGUAUUGACAAUCGUAGUGUUACUGAUUCUGUAUGGUGCAGGUGUGUUCAAAUCGUCUCCAUCGACGACUACCACCACCACUGCCCUCCCACCGACAACUGUACAAUCCAAUGGCAGAUAAUGAAACUGCAAUCACUUUUAUUAUUGUUAACAGUGCCAAUUCAUAAAUAAGUGUCCUUUUCUGUUUGACAAAUUAUACUUGCCUUAAUGAUAGAAGGUUACUGUCAGAUUUCAAAAUACAUUUAAUGCUGGUCUUUUAUUAUCAAGUAAAUUAUUCGGCUUUGUUUAACUUUGUCCUGCAUAAGCGUGGAAAGGCAAUGUACGAACUGUUCCUGAGGGAAAAUUUUUAAGCAAACUUAAAUGACUUUACAAAAAAGAGAUGACUUUGUGAAGUUAAAACAACAUUAUGACGUUAAAAGAGUAUUUGUAAUGGUGGUACAGACACUACUCUUCUGACUUCAAAGAAACAACAGGAAUACUGGGUAUUUGAAUGUCUGUUUUCUGGGUUUAUCAUGUCAUCGUUGUUGUGGUGGUGUCUGACAAUUGACUUCUGCAGUCCACCUUGCUUGCAGUAUCUUGACUUGACAUCUGUCUUAGAUGUUUUUACAUGCCUAUCAAACAUUUCCUUGCACGGUUUUCAAUUGAUCAUUUUCACACUUGAAAGGCUUCAUUGUAGUAUGAUAUAAAACUGUUAGUGAAUGUCAAUUCGAUUUGAUUGUAUAUGAAGGAGUUGUUUGUUUCAUAAACUUAAUUUCUCCUCUGUCAUGUUUUCAAUCAAACAUUUUUCAAACUUGGUAGACUUUAUGACUACGACAAGAAAUUGUAGACAACAGUGUGAUUCCAUGAUUUUCAGAGGAGUUAUUGCCCUUGGUUUUUCGGUAUUUUGUCAGAAAAUCACUUUAGGAUUUUAACUUAUUUCUUUGAAAUUAUAUGUGCUUUAUAACAUGACAUGAAAUUUUCUUUUCUUAAAAGGCAUUUGAUUCUGUAUUUUUUGGAAGUGAUAUUGCCUUUUGGUAUUUUCUUCAUCUAAAUCCUCCUACAGUUUUUGAAGGAUGUUGUUUUAUCAUCCAAAAAUAUAGUACUUGAUAAGCUUAGAAAAAAGUCAGUGCCCUUUCUUCUUUGCAGCUAUUUGAUCUUGUUUCUAGUUUCUCCCCUUCAGUUGAAUAUUUUAUCUUUUUUCUAGUUUCUCCCCCUCAAUUUUCAACUGAUUUGAAUGGUUCACAAUUGAUGGACCUUGUUUUGAUGACACAAAAUUGUGCUUUGUGGCAUAUUGAUAAUCCAAUCUUUGGCCAGGAGGAGGCAUAUUUGUCUCUGAUUUUCUACUCAAUUUCAAUAUAUAGAGGAUUUUUUUGUAUUCCACUCUAAAUAUUAGUUUGUCUUUUUGUAUUGCUUAACAAGAAAUAUGUGGUUUUAACUCAGAAUUCCUUGUUACAUGCAGUUAGAUGUGUUAGAGCUGUUUAUGUUUAUCAGUAUGUUGUAUUUUGUUCAUUGGUAACAAAAUUUGGACAAAUGUGUUCAACAAAUACUCAAUGUAAGAUGGCAUAAUUGUUUGUAACAUUAAAAUUUGAAAGUACGGCUUUUCAUUUUCUUUCAGGAAUCAAUAGAAAUCAGUAUUUUGUUUUAAUAGCCAUUUAGUUCUGUACAUAAAUGUUUUACAUUUGCUUGUAGACAAAAGUUAUUUCCUAUUACAAUGUACAUACCUGCUGUAAGUUGAACAUUCAGUGGAACCUGUCUAAAAUGGCCACUACAAGAAGUUAAGUAAUUGGUUGAUCACGGGAGUAACAUCCCCUAUACCACAGAUGAAGCUGGUCUUCAAGCAAAGGGUUGGUGCAAUAUACAGGUCUGAUUGUAAGCCAAAAUGGCUGGCUUUAGCUAUUUGAUUACUAUGAAUUAUUUUUCUUAGGUAAGGAGCAUUUAAAGGCAGGUAUUUGUUAUAUAGAGGUGACAUUUUAGACAAUUUUACAGUAUUUCAACAUCAUAUUGUCCAUUGAUCAGUCAGGCAGUCACCAUGUUGUUGUGUACAUUAUACUAUGGUAACCAAUUUUGUACCUUAUCUUAUCAAAUACCAGUACACUGUACAUAUAUGUUAAACAAGUAGAAAAUAUGUAUCAGCUUAUAAUUCCAUCAAGGUUGAUUCCUCCAACCUGAGCAACUGUUCAAGAUAUCUUCACCAGACUCAAUGGUACCGUGUUAUUUGUGAAAGUAGCCUCUUAUUUUUCAGAUAAUUCAGAUGGAAUUCCUUCUCUGAAAUAAUAUAAAUAUUAAAUUGCCAUGUAACUCCAUCAAAGGCCUAAGAUUGUGUACAAUGUUCAGUGUGAUUAUUUGUUAGUUACUGCUCUGUAUCUUCAUAGUACUAAGCUCAUCUUCACUAGCUUUGUACACAUGCUCUAUCAUGAACGUCAGUUUAGGAUAAAACAAUGUCAAUCCCUUCAAUCUGACAGACUGAUGUUUUUUGUUACACAGCUAAACACCUGCCUUUUUUUAUCAUUUUCAUCACUAAUUAAUGUAUUAUAUACUAUAUAUAGUUCUCGCAUUCUUUCAAGCUUUAUCUUUUACAUUGUAAAAGUGAACACAAGUGAUUAUUUCCAUCCCUGCUUCAUAUCUGAACUUUUUUUUGGUUCAGUUUCUACACUGGUAAUCUUCGAUAAUCAAAAGACAUCUUAAAAAUACAAUGUUUAUUGUCUUCUAUGAAUAUUUUUGUGAUAUCUUAUAAUAAAUUUUGAAUGA